This is a messenger RNA of Achroia grisella, 3924 nucleotides long. It is a transcript of the gene IntS8, whose product is annotated as integrator complex subunit 8. Lineage: Eukaryota; Metazoa; Arthropoda; Insecta; Lepidoptera; Pyralidae. The transcript is spliced from 9 exons. The record is from RefSeq and is a predicted model, not a curated record. Gene Ontology annotation, biological process: snRNA 3'-end processing. The coding region runs from base 236 to 3388 and encodes 1050 amino acids. Gene Ontology annotation, cellular component: integrator complex.
AGAUAGAAUGAUUGUUAGGAAUUCAACUCUAGUGCAUUAGUUUUAAAGACAAUUACCCAUUUAUUAUAGUUUGAGUUAAUUUAAAACUGCGAUAUUUGUGAUCUACAAAUAAAAUAAUUUAUUUUCAAAAUCGAAUUAAAUUUUAUGAAGUAUAAAUAAUAACAUUUAUUUGUACCUUGAAUUAUCGUCAUUAUUACAAUAAUAACAUUUCAUAACGGUUUAAUUACCAAUAGUCAUGGAUGUAGAUCUAUUACGACCGGGCACUGUACCUAUAUCUCCUGACACUAUAUUAUGGUUCGAAUUUCUGCUUAAUCAAGACCUCCUCAAAAGCCAUUUAAAUAAACCAAAUCCAGAGCCAUCACCAUGUGAAUUAAUAGAAGAAUUUCUAUCUGUGGAUACUAAAAACGCAAACUCAAAGCCAACAAGUGAACGAGUUUUAGAUGUAGAUGCCCCACCAAGCCCACCAUCUGAGACGACACCAACAUCUUUGCAAUUUAGUCGUAAACAGCUUGCUCUGAAAAUUUUAGCUCUCAAAGUAGCAGCAACACUUCACUGGAACUUAGAUGUGUUGGAAACUAAACUACCUCCUCAAAUCCAGCAACAAUUGAUGCAAGAUUUGGUAUACAUGGCAUCUGAUUUAGCAUUUCUUAUACCACCACAGGAGAUUUCACAAGAUUUAUUACAACAGCCGCAGGUUCAGUUUGCUUUAACUCUGUACCAUAGGUGGAUACUAAGAUUUCCAGUGAAAGCUGCAUUAUAUGCCAAAUCAACAAAAAUGUCUUUUAUGCAUAUGCCUGGUAUGCAAGCAGAUAGCGGGUAUGUACCAUUAAAUCAAAAUUUCGAGAAGAUCUUAAGAAUGUCAGAGGUAUCGCGAAUGAAUAGCAUACGAUACUUAGAAGAAAUAUUAUCUUACUUUGAAUUGUCACCAGAAAGGCGAAGAGAACCAACAAAAAUUAAAAUUCCAAGCAUGGAUGCAUUUGCCCACCUCACUGAGGACUCUAAUGAUAUAAACCACAACUGGAAUGCUGGAAAUAUUGUAAUUAAUCAGUAUGAAUUUGCAAUGCAAAUUCACUUCGAUCUCUGUUACAAUUAUUUUUUUUAUGGUCAACAUGAUAUGGCCACAAAACAUAUACUUGGUUGUAGGGAAAACUCAAAUUUAUUGGAAAGAGAGGUAUCCCUAUAUGGAUAUGGCUCCCACAAGGACAUGCCUUGGGGGGAUUUUUAUUAUGCAAGUAUGGCCAAGGAAGACAUAUUGGGGUACAUCAGAGCUUUAAAUUUAGGCAGUGAAGUACUGAAUGAGGAACCCUCAUUGUUACAAAAAUUACAGGAGUCUAUUGCCAAUCACUAUACGGGAAUUAUAGCUGUACUUCAAGCAGACAAUUUAACACGAGAGAUUCCAAUGGUUCAUAGGCAAGUAGUGGAACUGGACAUCCAAGGGUCAGCAUCUAGUGGAGCCUUCACUGUUGCUAGGGAUCUUCUUAAUAGAGUAUCAGCACUCAACGCCGUAAGAUAUGCACUUGAAGGAGGUUUACCUUCAACUCAUCCUGAUUUUCUAAACAAAUUCAAAACAGUUGGCAUUAAGUUCUUUGAUCUCUUGUUUUGGGCGUUAGCACCAGUUUUAAUGUCUAAAUUAUCGAAUGAUGAUUGGGCUAAUUUAAAAAUGUUCUUCCUUCAUUUAGCUACAUCUCAAUGUAGGUUACCUGUAGAAAGAAUAGAUGAGUACUUAAAAAAACACGUUGGUGAAUCUGCUGAACGUAUAAGAAAGAAAUUAAUAACAGAUGAAGAAUUACAGACCAUAAUCAAUGACCCAAUAAACAAUGAUGAUGAGAAUAUGGACAUACCACGUGAGUUGCUCACGGAUGAUUGGGAAACACCAGAUUUUGAACUCAAAACCGUGCCUGAACUAGAAAUGGGAAGAUUAAAAAAACGGCUUAUAGAAUCAUCUACAGCCGACGACGUGCGAAUGUGCUUGGUGAAACUAGCUAUGACUGCACCUUCAUCACCUUUAUGGAAAUUAAGCCCCUCUUGGAAACCCGUCGGUGGUUUAGGCAAUGCUUUGACAUCGUUGCCUAGAGGAUUUUUGCAAGACUUUGGUUACGUAGUAUCAGGAACGGCGCGUGCUCGCGCUGAAGCGGGAUGCUCUCGCACUGCGUUAUCUUUGCUAUCAGUAUUAGAAGGUGAAGUUCGAAACCAACUGGGUGGAGGGACCGAUACAACUUUAUAUAGACUUUGUCGCCAGUUAUCCUGGGAAGUUUUAUUGUUGCAAGUAAAUGUAAUGCUUAGCGAAUGGCCGCACCAUCGCAUCAAUUUGAGUGGACUCGCGAAUAAAUGCAAAGCUUGUAUAGCUGCGGCGAACUCCGGUGAUGGAAUCGUGCCAAGACCACAGGUAAUAGAAGCAUGCUGGAUUUGUUUAGUGAACGCUUGCGAGUGGGAGGGCGUGGUUCCGACAACCGGUCCAGGCGAGAUAGCCGCCGCUCUAUGUGCCGCUUGCUUUGAACUACAGAGGGGAAAAGCCACCAGAAAAUUCCCUAGGCCUCUAUGGGAUAUUGCUUUAUCAAUAUAUAACAAUGGCUCCAGUGGUCCUGUAAAGCGUAAUGCCGGCGGUGUACCGUCACACUCUCGAGACGUUCCAAACGCAACCACAGAUGCAAGGAACGCUUUCAACGCAUUCUUGGCUACACUCCGCGAGCCACUAGCUAUCAGUGUGAUGUUCUCCCUUCUUGCUAAAAUUCACAACCUUCUAAUAGAUGACAGUUCCCUAGAACUCGUGGUCGAGUACACGUCACUGUGGCCAUCAACUAUAUCGAAUGUUAACAAUUACAGUAGCAACUUAAAAUAUAUUCUUGAAUCUGUGACGGAUCUGUUGGAACGAAGUUUGAAGUUGUAUCCAUAUAAUACAUCAUGGCUGCGGCUGUACGGCGACGUGGAGGCGACGGGCGGGCGGUGGGGCGCGGCGCUGCGGCGGUACCUGUGCGCGCUGGCGGCGGGCUCGUGGCACUUCGCGAAGCGCGCGCCCGACGAGGGCGGCGUGGCGCGCCGCGCCGCACGCUGCUGCCAGGCGCUGGCCGCGCCCACGCAGGCCGCCGCGCUCGCGCAGCUACCCGACGAGCCCGACUACGCCGCCGCCUUUAAGUGCCUCGCGGAAAAGACGGGCACCGCAGCGGACGCUAUGGACGCGUACUACGGAUGCCUGUGGGACGGCACGUUGCUGGAGGUGUGCGUGGCGCUGCACGCGCGGCGCGGAGAAGGCGGGAGACGCGCGCGGGCCGUGGCCGCCGCCGGCGCGCUCGAACUCAACGCCAACAACAGCGAAGACAUACAGCGCGAAGCCGCCGCCACGCGCCGCGCACGCCUUCUACGGGCGCUCACCAACCAGUACGUCGCCUGAACCGGUAGAAUAUACCAAUCGAAGCCGUGCAAGUUUUUUGCGAGCGAUUACCAACUAGUACGUCGGCUGAACCUGUACGGUAUAAAAAGCGAAUCCGCGCAAUUCUUUAACGAGUACUCAUUAACCAGUACGUCGCCUGAACCUGUACAACUUACCGAUCUAAAGGUGCCCGUGUACUAGGUAGCGCACCGCAUGAACAUGGUCGCUACUACAGACAACAUAUGACGCAAAACCGUGCAAUAUGCCAAUGCGGCCGCUUAUUGCUCACUAUGUCACGUGAAUAUGGACAUCACCGCAGUUGAUAUGAGCCUGAGGAUGCUACACUAAUGUUCUACCGGUGUUCACUAACAUAAUCAUGAAAGACAUGAAGCUUCCCACAGUAAAAAGAUUCAAUGGUAAUCUGAGAAUUUUGGUGGCACAGAGCCUUAAUAACGGCUACAUUUAGCAGUAAGCUGUCGCAAUGUUCCUAAAAGCUUUUCACGAAGCUGUAAUAAUAGGAAAUAUAUAUAAUCCGAAUCAAACCAUUUGAGGGCGCU